Messenger RNA from Chara braunii, 1266 nucleotides. Lineage: Eukaryota; Viridiplantae; Streptophyta; Charophyceae; Charales; Characeae. The record is from the annotation of a GenBank genome assembly.
ACUAGCCCCUAUACUCCGGCUCAACAAGAGCAGAUGGUCGCCCUAGUGAGAGAGAACAAGGAAAAGAAAGAGCUCCUAAAGCAGGCGAAGUUAAAAGCAAUCGCAGAGGAGCAGGCGACGAAAAUGAAGAAGCUGGAGGAGGAGAUGAUGAGGGUUCAACAGGAGGAGGAAGAAAGAAGAAAGGUUGCUGAAGAAGAAGCAGCAGAAGCGGAAGCAGAGGAAGAACGCCUGGAAAGAAGGCGUAGGGAAGAAAGAGGGGAGAGCAGUGGCACGACAGAGGAGGAUGCAAAAAUGGAGAAGAAGAUCAGUGAGUGGGUGGCAAAUUUUUCCUUGGGAGAAGAUGAGGAGGCGCAGCUGUAUGUGCCACAGGAGGAGAAGGAGUUGUUUGCCAGGGCUUUGGAAAUGAUAGAUGACCCCCUGGAACGUCAAGAGACAGAAGAUGAGACGAAGUUGGAGUGGAAGCUGCGAAUGAAGAGGGAGAAGAAGAGAAGGAGGGAGGAAGCUGCCCAAUUGGCCGCAGAGGUGGAGAAAGUACGAGGAUGCAGGCAAUAGGAACCAAUCAAGCUGAAGUUCCCAGAUGCUUAUGGCAGAAAGUCUGAUGAGAACUUCGAUAAUUGGGAGGCAAGUGUCAAUACAUAUGUUCAUUUACAGCAAAUUGCACAGGACGAUAAGGUCCUCGUUGCCUUCCAGGCUCUCAAGGACGAAGCGGCUAGUUUCGCUGGAUCCCUCGCGCGUGCGGCCGCUUGUGAAAACAACAUGGUCGCUUACUCCAAAGUCACCCCCCUCGCUCAAUUCUUCAAGCUCCUGAGGGAGCGAUUUGCUGAUCUGCGAAGAGGCGUUAGAGCCUCUGAUAAACUCCAGACCAUCCACUCACGGCAGUGGAAGAGUGCAAAGGCACUCAAAGAUGUAAUGGACGACCUGGUGGCCGUCCCGGACCAUGGGGUUACUGAGUCCCAACUGGUCCAACGCUUCUAUCGUGCCAUGCCGGAGCCCUUACGAGGGCACUUCUUUGACAAGAGCCAACAGCCCACGAUGACGUACAAUGCGCUAAGUAGAGAAGUGGUGCUGUUUGAAGCCAAGUCCAUGCCAAUUUCCACUUUCUGGCACAAGGACCUAGACAAGGGCAAAAAGUGGAAAGGGCGUACCAUCUCAGGCCAAGUCAGGGCCAAGGAUCACAUGUACAUUGGAGGAAGGUGGUACUGAUGAGGUCCCCUAUAGCCAGAUUGAGUGGGGACUUGAGGAGGAGGACAACAGCAUACGACAAGG